This is a messenger RNA of Leishmania major strain Friedlin, 1185 nucleotides long. RefSeq lists its product as hypothetical. NCBI's taxonomy places the organism in Eukaryota, Euglenozoa, Kinetoplastea, Trypanosomatida, Trypanosomatidae. The record is from RefSeq and is a predicted model, not a curated record. The transcript has a single exon. The coding region runs from base 1 to 1185 and encodes 394 amino acids.
AUGUCUGCCUACCCUUACGUCGGCCCCGAGGAUCGAAACACGCAGGUGCAGUGCACCCCUCCGCGCCAGGCAGGCGACGCUGCUCGCAUUCUCGUCCCAGAUAGCGACAAUGAUGACAGCCUGGGCCUGCCGAUUUCACAGGAGUCUUCACCCAGUGUCUGCGUGCCGGCGGCCCGCACCUUCUCGAAGCGGGCGGCGCGCUGCGCAGAAGCCUUACUCCAGCGUCACGACGCCGCCGCCUCCGCUGUGCACAAGCACAGGUGUAUGCAGCAGCUUGGUCGUCUCGGCGGCGCCUACCGCGCUCUCGCCCAUGGUCAGCCCGUCACGAUUUGGGUGCGCUAUCAAGACCUCAACGCCCGCGUGAUUCGCGAAACCGAAGCGUUCUUUGAAGGACACAUGGCAGACCACCUUGCCCACCCGCACGUUACACGCAAGAACGGGGUUCUGGCAGCGGCGCCGAAGGCAGCCUUUGGCUUUAAUCCUCAGCGACGCUUGCCUGAGGGCUCCCUCGGCUGCCGGGCUCCACUUCCCUCUAGCCCAUCCCCAGCUCAUGCUGCGCACGCCAUGCUGAGCAGUGACGGUGCCGUCGAGGCGCACGCGUGUCCACCGCAAGCGGGCUACAGCCUCUCCAGAGGGGAGCAGUGUGCUUUGUCGUUGCUGUUCAUAGAAGACACCGUGGAUCCGAAUUAUACGUCGAGCCCACUGCCGACGUUCACCGCGCAUUACACGUCAGAUGACCGCAGUCAGCGCAUGGGUCUGAGCGAGUCCCUGUGCGAUACAUGGUCUCACGGGAGUUACCUCUCCGAUACUCACGCAACAAUGCCGUUCUGGAUGUACGGCGAGGACGCAGACUCUGUCCGAUGCUCUCCCACCCCGGCAGCGCACCGCGGUGACAGUCCGAGCGCGGCACGGCAACAUCGUAAGCGCGGCCGCGGCGACACCACUGGGGCUGAGCCGCAGCACCUCAAGGGGCGACGAGGAGAGAGGUGCACGGCAAGGGCACUCGCCUUCGACGAGCUCAGUGCGUCAUCGUCGUCACAACACGCGACACCUCGCGAGGAGAGCACCACGGCUCGCGGCGGCACACCGGUGGCCCCCUCGCUGUCCGCCACCGUCAUAGAACUUCAGAAUCAGCGGGUGCAGUGCGAUCUCCUCCGUCGGCAGUCCCUCUUCAGUCUGUUUUGA